AUGCUUAGAAGCUCUUAUCAAAAUGAUAAACAUAGUUGCGUUAAUAUCAAAGUAAUAGUUCGGUGCAGACCUUUAAAUGAGAAAGAAAAAAAUGAUAUAAAUAAUGAAGAGGUAGUUAAAAUUAAUAAUAAUGAAGUUAUAUUAACAAUUAAUAGAAGUAACGAAAUCUAUGAAAAAAAAUAUAGUUUCGAUUAUGCUUGUGAUAAAAAUGUUGAUCAAAAGACAUUAUUUAAUAAUUAUAUUUUUCAAAUCGUUGAUGAGGUAGUAGAAGGAUUUAACUGCACAUUGUUUUGUUAUGGACAAACCGGAACUGGAAAAACAUAUACUAUGGAAGGAAAAAUUCUAGAACAUUUAAAAAAUAAUGAAAAUAAAAAAGUAGAUUUAAAUGAUAGUAUAAAUAGUGAUAUAAAUUAUUAUUACGAACUAUGUGAUAAUGAUGAUACUGGAAUAAUUUUUAGAGUAGCAAAAAGGAUAUUCGAUAUAUUAAAUAAUAGAAAAGAAAAAUCAAUAAAAAAGGAAAGAGGAUUAUAUGAAACUUAUAAUUAUAAUGAUCACAAUAAUAAUAUAAAUGAUGAUAUAAAUAUUGAAAAUAAAAAAAAAAAAAUUAAGCAAUCUGACAUUACAGGAUUUGAUAAAAUAACAGAACCAUACAAUAGAGAAAAAAGAAAAGAUACAAACAGUCCUUUAUUAUCAAACAGAAAUAAAAUAAUUGAAGAGGAAAAUAAAUUCACAAAUAAACAUUAUAAUAAUAUUAACGAUAUAAUUAUUAGUAAUAAUGAAAAAAGUAGUUUCGAUUUUAAUAUAAAAGUAAGUUAUCUAGAAAUAUAUAAUGAAGAAUUAUGUGAUUUGUUAAGCUCAAAUACUGAAACAAAUCAUAAAUUAAGAAUAUAUGAAGAUAUAUCAAAUAAAAAUAAAGGUUUAAAUGUAGAUAAAUUAGAAGAAAAAUCUAUUAAUUCAUUUGAGGAAAUAUAUUAUAUUAUAUGUUCUGCAAUAAAAAAAAGAAGAACAGCAGAAACAUCAUAUAAUAAAAAAUCAAGUAGAAGCCAUUCGAUAUUUACAAUUACAUUAAUUAUGAAGGAUUUAAAUAAUGAAGGCGAAAGUAUUACAAAAAUUGGGAAACUUAAUUUAGUUGAUUUAGCAGGGAGCGAAAAUGCAUUAAAAAACUCAUAUGGAAAUAUAAAAAUAAGACAACAAGAAUGUUGUAAUAUUAAUCAAUCAUUACUUACAUUAGGGAGAGUUAUCAAUGCAUUAAUAGAAAAUACAUCAUAUAUACCAUAUAGAGAUUCAAAAUUAACAAGACUAUUACAAGAUUCAUUAGGUGGAAAAACUAAAACAUUUAUUGUUGCAACUAUUUCUCCAUCGUCUUUAUGUAUUGAUGAAACAUUAAGUACAUUGGAUUAUGUAUUUCGAGCUAAAAAUAUAAAAAAUCGUCCAGAAAUUAACGUUAAAACAACUAAACAAUUAAAAAUAAAAGAUUUAAAUAAUGAAAUUGAAAAACUAAAAAAUGCUCUAAAUCUUAAUCGUGAAAGAAGAGGUGUAUAUCUUGAUAAUGAAGAAUAUAAUAACAUUCAAAAUUCUCUUAAAAAAAAUAAAGAAGUUAUUUUAGAAAAAGAAAAAAUAUUAUUUGAAAAAAGUAAAAAGAUUAAAACGCUGUUAAAUAAAAUGGACUAUUCUGAUGAUGUUCAAAAUCAAGUUAUACAAUUUUUAAAACAUGUUCUUUUAAAAUAUAAAAAUAUUCAAUCAUUAUAUGAUAUAUUUAUUAAUAAAAUUGUUGAAGAAAAAUAUGUUAAUAAAUUUUUAAUUGAUCAAUUUGAUAUUCUUAAAAAUUAUUAUUAUGAUAAUAUUUAUUUAUUUGAAGAAAAAUAUAAACUUAUUUCUGAAAUUGUUCGUCAAAACUUUGAUCAAAUUAAACAAAAAAUAAAUAAUGACAAUAUUUUUUUCAAUGACACUUGUAAUAACUCAUUAAAAAUAUUGUUGCAAAUAAAAAAUAAUAUUGAAGAUAAUAAAACAUUUUUUUUGAAAUCUAUUAAAGGUUUUGAACAGUUAAAUAAUGAUUUACAUUCUAAAAAAAAUGACAUUCUUAAUUUUUUUUUACAAAGUAUAGAUAUUAUUGAAAAAUCGGAUAAAAAUACAUUAAUUAUUUUUGAAAAGGUUAAAAAUAAAUUGUUGGAAUGUAAAAUCAAAUCAAAUACAAGCCCUAAAAACCGUUAUGACCAUUUAUUAAUUGCUCAAAAUUUAUUGAAAAAUGAAAAUAUGGCAAUUAAUGAUUUUUUUCUUUAUAUUAACAAUAAUAUUGUCUUAGAUUCUAUCCAAUCAAAUGUAAAUCAAAUUGAAAAGGAAAAUUUACAAAAUGAAGGAAAACAAUCAAAUGUGUGUGCAAAAGAUGAGAAUAAUAUCAUUAAUGAAACUAUGUUAAUUGCUUAUCAAAAAAAUUUUAAAAUUUUAGAAAAUUUUAUUUUUAACGAAGAAGGUAUUGAAUUAGUAAACAAAAUAUCCAACGACUUAUCAAAAGAAAAAUGUAGUAUUAAAAAUAUUGUUGAAUAUAUUAAAAAUAUAAGCGAUUUAUUUCAUCUUUUUUUAAAAUCAUCAAGUUUAUGCUUUAAAAAAAAUAUUAAAGACAAAGAAGAAUUUUUUUUAAAUGAAGAAAAAAAAUUAAAAGAAAUAAUUAAAAAAUAUUAUGAACAAUAUAAUACAUAUGAAAUUGAAAUUAAUGAAAAAAAAAAUCAAAUUAUACAAAAUUAUAAAGAAAAAAUAAAUGAAGACGUUAAAAAUUUUGAGCAAAAUGUUUUAAAUGAAAUAAAAAAUAUAAUAAAUAAAAAUAUUACAAUUUUAAACGAAAAAGUAAAUAACAAAAUUGAAGCACUUAAUGAUAAAUUACAAGAACAGGUUGGUAUUAAUAAACAUAAAGAAUUAUAUACAAAUUCAUUAAAAUAUAUGGAAACAUUUUUUUACAAUUAUAAUAAAAAUUAUGCAAAUUAUGAUAAAGAAUAUGAUAAUUUUAAUAAUAAAUUUGAUAAUAAAAUAAAUCAAUAUAAUGAUUUGUUUCAAAAUGUUAUGUCUGAUAUGAAUAUUCAAUUAAAAAAUAAUGAAAAUAAAAUUAAAAAUAAUAUAAUAAAUAUUAUUACUAUUUAUGAACAAAUUAUAAAUAACAAUACUCGAAAUGUUGAUAAAAUAACUGAAUAUUUUGAUAAUUAUACUAAUCAAAGUUUAAUUGAAAAGGAAGAACAUUAUAAAAAUAUAUCAAAUCAAAUUUUACAAGAAAAAUUAUACUUUGAAAAUGCUGAAAAAAUGUAUCACAUUUUUAGUAAAAAAUGUACUGAAAACAUUUUAACAUAUAAUAAAGAAUUUCUUCAAACUUUGGAUAAUUGUAAAGGAAAUAUAAAUAAAAUUGUAGAUAAAAUUAUAAAUCAAAAUUAUUUUCAAAAUUUAACCAAUAUACCAGAUUCUAUGACUAAAGAUAAAAUUGAAAUUAAAAAUAUAAAUGAAAAUAUUAAAGAUAUACGAAAUGAAAUUAAAAAUAAACAAGCAUUGACAAUUGAUGAUAUAAAUAUGACUAAUAAAGAAUCUAUAAAUAUUGAAAAUAAUAAUGUUAAUCCUUUUGACAACAAUGAAUAUACACAAUUCGAGAAAAAAAAUGAAAAUAAUGACAAUUAUUUAGACAUAAAAAAUUCGACUCUAAAAGAAUUAGAAAACGAAAUUAAUUCUAAAAAUAUUGAUUUUAAAUGUUUAUUUGAAAAAAUAAAUGACAAUUUUGAUUUUAUUAAUACUGAAAAUACGUCUCUUAAACGUGCAAUAUUAAGUGGUGAGUACAAACUAUGGUUAAACAGUAGCGGAUGUACUACAAAGGAAUAUAAUGAUAUAUCUUCGGUAAAUACUAACACAAAUUUGAAUACAAUAAUAAACAAUCCAAAUGUGCCUAGCAUUUUGAUUGGAAUAAAUAAUGAAAAAUCUAAAAUAGAACAUCAAAACAAAUUAAAUGGAAAUAAAAAUGAAAAAUAUUUUUGUCUUAAAACUGAUGGAAAUGUUGAAAAAAAUAACAUCAAACCUUUAAAAGAGCAAAAUAGAAAAAGAAACAUAAGCGUUGAUCAUGUUCACACUCGUCCAAAUACAUAUAAUAACAAUAGUAAUAACAAUAGUAAUAAUAAUAGUAAUAAUAAUAAUAAUAAUAAUAAUAAUAAUAAUGGUAUAAAAUUGGAAACUAAAAUUGUAAAACUAAAUACUGAAAAAUUUACAUCAAAUAAAAACUCACCAUUACUUAAGCGUUUUAAGGAUGACUCCUAUAAAAAUAAAAACAUCAAAUUGCUUCGAAAAUUAGAAGAUUAA
Messenger RNA from Plasmodium berghei ANKA, 4323 nucleotides. Its product is annotated as kinesin-5, putative. Gene Ontology annotation, biological process: microtubule-based movement. The record is from RefSeq and is a predicted model, not a curated record. Gene Ontology annotation, molecular function: ATP binding; plus-end-directed microtubule motor activity; microtubule binding. Bases 1 to 4323 code for a protein of 1440 amino acids. Lineage: Eukaryota; Apicomplexa; Aconoidasida; Haemosporida; Plasmodiidae. The transcript is spliced from 2 exons.